Molecule: messenger RNA, 1265 nt
Organism: Babesia bovis T2Bo
Lineage: Eukaryota; Apicomplexa; Aconoidasida; Piroplasmida; Babesiidae
Product: 3' exoribonuclease family domain 1 protein
Exons: 2
Coding region: 116-1240 (374 amino acids)
Biological process (GO): exonucleolytic trimming to generate mature 3'-end of 5.8S rRNA from tricistronic rRNA transcript (SSU-rRNA, 5.8S rRNA, LSU-rRNA); U5 snRNA 3'-end processing; TRAMP-dependent tRNA surveillance pathway
Cellular component (GO): cytoplasmic exosome (RNase complex); nuclear exosome (RNase complex)
Source: RefSeq, a predicted model, not a curated record
UCCACACACUAGUUAAAAAUUCUGAUUCAGUUAAAUGAAAAUGAUUUUCAUUUUUACCAAUAGUGUCAAACUUGUAUUCUAGUUAAUUGGCGGUCACAAUCAUCUAUUAGUUGCGAUGUCUAGUGAUAUGCAACCUUCGUCAAGUUCUUCGGAGUUCCCGGUUGAUGUGCAUCGUCAAAUUGAUGCCGCAGGAUAUUACAAAAAAUAUCUGCGUCAGAAUGUGCGUCCAGAUGGUAGGAAGCUCCGUGCAUUCCGUACUGUUAGCGUGUCGGACCUAGAGGGAAGAUAUACUCCUCCAAAUCUACUUGAGGGAGAUGGAGCUGUGAUAUCAUCUACACGCUUGACGUUAGGAGAUACACAUGUUUAUUGCAGUGUUAAAGCGCUUCCUGUUUUUUGUGAAGUAAUAAUGCCUCCUUCGUUAGGUAGUGACGAUUUGCUAUCUGUGGACAUUGAGUUACCGAAGCAAGUACAAUCCUACAUAUAUGAUGCUAAUGGGCACAGUGCUAAUUUGAAUUUUAGCAUUGCAUCUAUGUUGUCUAAUGUUCUCAAUAGUGAUGAUCUUAUACCGAAAUCGCAGUUCCGCUUUGAGGAUAUUUUAAAAAGAGUCACUAGUCAAUCUACAGACGCUGUAUGUAAAUACCUAUCUCAGCGCAACUUGAUAUGGAAGUUUGAGGUGUCUAUUGUAUGCGAAGAAUACGAUGGCAACCUUACUGAUUCGUGCGCUAUGGUUGCUUCAUUUGCAUUGAGGAAGGCAAUGCUCCCUAUUGUGCUUCUCGACAUCAGCAACACUUCAGGCUCUUAUAUCAUACGUGCUAUUGACCAAAAGCUUAUAGAGAGUGCUUUGUCUGGGGAUGCCGAGGUUAUGAAGCUGCUCCAUAACAACAGGCGAUCAAUAGAGCAGCAGUUAGGAAUAGAAUUGGAGAAUGACAACCUGGUUGACUAUUUAUCGCAGAAUAUAUUGCCCGGUUCGUAUGUUGGAAUACCGCUUACAAUUACCGCAUUACCAUUUACUGUAACCUUUUUGCGUUUCAGUGAGGAAACAUUUUUCGUUGAUCCAACUAGCGAGGAAGAGCGCCUCGGGACAUCAGUGAGUGUAUAUUGCUUGAGUUUGUCUGACGGUUCAUUCGUUACACAACCAUUAAACCUAACGUGUUGUCCCGGUAUCUCAUCGGACAUAUACUCUGGCUUGAAGGCAGUGGCACUUGAUGUUAUAAGCUGCAUUUCAAACAGUGACAUUUAAUUUAAAGUCAUUUUAUCGGCAAGUU